Messenger RNA from Cyprinodon variegatus (sheepshead minnow), 716 nucleotides. RefSeq names its product inner mitochondrial membrane peptidase subunit 1 (gene immp1l). The record is from RefSeq and is a predicted model, not a curated record. Gene Ontology annotation, cellular component: membrane; mitochondrial inner membrane peptidase complex. NCBI's taxonomy places the organism in Eukaryota, Metazoa, Chordata, Actinopteri, Cyprinodontiformes, Cyprinodontidae. The transcript has 6 exons. The coding region runs from base 133 to 648 and encodes 171 amino acids. Gene Ontology annotation, molecular function: serine-type endopeptidase activity.
CGACCAAUCAGGAGCCAGUUUGUUAGGUUGCUGUUUUGGGAAGCUGUCGAUGGAAGGUCGGGAUUGUUGUUUCCAGUGAAUGGUCACAGUUUGGGAUUUUAAAUCAAACCAGAGCCUCAGCUCCAUGUGGAGAUGUUCCGUCGUGUUCUGGGGAAAACCCUUCGCUUUGUGGGUUAUACCAUCCAGUAUGGCUGCAUAGUACACUGUGCCUUUGAAUACAUUGGAGAAUUUGUGGUGUGUUUUGGUCCAUCUAUGGAGCCCACGAUCGUAAACAAUGUGGUGUUCUCUGAACGCAUUAGUCGUCAUCUUUAUAAAAUACAGAAGGGUGACAUAGUUAUUGCAAAAAGUCCAUUCGACCCACACGUGAACAUUUGUAAAAGGGUUAUUGGAUUGGAGGGUGACAAGAUCUGCACUAGUUCCCCAUCAGAUUUUUUCAAGACCCACACAUAUGUUCCAUUGGGGCAUGUAUGGCUGGAAGGGGAUAACCAUAUGAAUUCCACUGACUCUAGGAACUAUGGCCCAAUUCCUUAUGCCCUAAUCCGAGGUCGUGUUUGCUUAAAGCUUUGGCCGCUACGUAGCUUCGGCACUCUGAGUGAAAGCCCAACCAAACGCAUCAUUAAAGCUCAGAGUGACUCAGACUCAGAUUGACACAUCCAAUUGUUUCUUUUCCUGUACUUAGUCUGAAUCAUUUUUUUUUUUAAAUAAAACAACUAUUU